UAAUAUGGGAGCCAGCCUUGAAAUAACUCUCUAGUUCAUCCAAAAAAGAGGUGAUGGAAAGGCAUUGCAUUGACCGCAUUAGGAUCGGUAACUGAACAAACUCGCAAAAUGUCCAGAGCGGGCUUAAGAAGAUCGUCCAUUUUCUUAUAAUGGAGCUUUUUAUAGGCUAAUGUGAGUAGGCUCGAAAAAAUUCGGUUCGUUUAUGCUGUGUUCAGGGGUUCUUUUAUUUGGAAAUCAGAGUGGUUCAGCUUCAGAGAAACAACCCGUGUUUAACUAGUAGUAGUUAUUUGAGCGAUGUUGGGCAUGAUAGGAGCGAUUCGAAGAAUCAACACUGUUGUGGAAGCUCCACGCCUUAUCAGAUUCUCUCUUCAACCCCCAAAAUGCGUAGAGGUGGAAUUUGCUGAUGGUAGUGUGUUCAAGCUGUCUGCUGAAUUCCUCAGAAUAAAUAGUGCAGCUGUUGAUGGAAAAGGCAGGUCAAUUGGUGGUGAAAAGGUGAUAUUUGGGCGGCGUCAUGUGGGAAUUAUGUCUGCUGAACCAGUAGGGAACUAUGGGGUAAGGAUCACUUUUGACGACUUGCAUAAAACUGGGAUCUAUUCAUGGGACUUUCUCUAUAAUCUGGGAAGUAAUAAAUUUACCCUCAUGAGAAAUUACAUUAAAACCCUGAAGAAGCAUGGGCUUAGUCGGGAUCCACCAAGAAGAAAAUGAUGCAGACUUCUGUUUGAUCACCUGAGGGAGGCUGGUUUGAGAAUUGAUGCCAGAGGAAAAUGUGGAUGAUUGUUGGCCUGGGAGCUUCAUACUGGGAUUGAUUGACUGAAGUGGUUUGCCGUGUAUGAUCUUGAUUAUGAAAUGAUUCAUCAUCAUCAUCAUCAUCAUCAUCAUCAUCAUCUUCACUUUUUUUUUUUCUUUUUAAAUUUUUACAGUACUCUCUCCAUUCUGGUUAAUCCAACCGUGAAUGCUUGCCUCUGCUGAAAAAGCUGGAUCUGGUGCAAUCCGAUCUUGCCAUCAACGCAUGUACUUGGAGAAAGAAAAUUUGAGGUCAUGCUGGUGAAGUUGGAACAGAACUCUACUAAAAUAAAAAAUGCAUGGUAUUUAUUUUA
Molecule: messenger RNA, 1097 nt
Organism: Prosopis cineraria
Lineage: Eukaryota; Viridiplantae; Streptophyta; Magnoliopsida; Fabales; Fabaceae
Exons: 4
Coding region: 295-705 (136 amino acids)
Source: RefSeq, a predicted model, not a curated record